Labrus bergylta (ballan wrasse) is the source of this 1029-nucleotide messenger RNA. RefSeq names its product ankyrin repeat domain-containing protein 1-like. Gene Ontology annotation, molecular function: protein binding. NCBI's taxonomy places the organism in Eukaryota, Metazoa, Chordata, Actinopteri, Labriformes, Labridae. The record is from RefSeq and is a predicted model, not a curated record.
AUGGGACUGCACAGUGUUGAGGAACUGGUGUCCGGUAAGAGGUCAGAGGGCAAAGAGGCUGAUGACUACCAAGGGGGCGCGUAUGAGACAGCUGUCAAUCAAGAGAAGAAGGAUGAACACAAGUCCCACAGAGAGCUGGUGGACGGGGGUCUGUCUGAGGAGAGCAACAGUGGCAGCGAGCAUGAGGAAGUCAGCGUGGGAGCGCUCAAUACGGAUAAAAGCGGCAGGCUGAAGUUGGAGACGGUGGACGACCUGUUCAACAUCCUGCAGCUGAAGAAGAGGAGGAGAGAGAGGAAGGUCCCUGUGCACAAGAAGAGACAACAGCCAGAGCUUGAGACUGUGCCAGAGUAUGUGGAUGAGCAGCUUUUUCUGACAGCAGCCAUGGAGAACAAAGUGCCUGUGGUGGAAAAGUACCUGACUGAUGGAGGAAACCCAAACGCAGCAGACCACUUUCAGAGAACAGCUCUGCACAAAGCCUCGUUUAAAGGACACGUGGACGUCAUGAAAAGACUCCUGGAGGCUGGAGCUGCCAUCGAUAAAAAAGACAAGCUGGAGGCCACAGCGGUGCACUGGGCCUGCAGAGGAGGCAGCCUGCCUGCCCUGCAGCUCCUCCUCGACCAGGGAGCCAAGUUUACCUACAGAGACAAGCUGCACAGCACUCCUCUCCACGUCGCUGUGAGGACGGGACACUGCGAGUGUGCCGAACAUCUCAUUCACUGUGGAGCAGAUGUCAACGCCAAAGACAGAGACGGAGACACGCCCAUGCACGAUGCUGUGAGAAUAAACAGGUUCAAGAUGAUUAGGCUGUUGAUGAUGUACGGAGCCAGCCUCAACACUAAGAACUGUGAUGGAAAAACUCCAAUGGAGACGCUGUAUUCAUGGCAAAACGGAGCCAAGAGCCUCAUGUGCAACUUCAGCCAGGAGAAACCCAACCAGUAAAACCAACACAUUCCAGUAAAAAUCAGGAAUACAACAUGAAAUUCAGCCACAUUAUCUGAACCUUUAUAGGAGAUAAAGGUGUUGAAAAUG